Triticum dicoccoides is the source of this 1971-nucleotide messenger RNA. Its product is annotated as disease resistance protein RGA5-like. Gene Ontology annotation, biological process: defense response to other organism. Lineage: Eukaryota; Viridiplantae; Streptophyta; Magnoliopsida; Poales; Poaceae. The coding region runs from base 1 to 1971 and encodes 656 amino acids. Gene Ontology annotation, molecular function: ADP binding. The record is from RefSeq and is a predicted model, not a curated record. The transcript is spliced from 6 exons.
AUGCACGCAGACGUCCACAAGAUACGAGACCGUCUUAUCCACCUCGACCCGCAGGUACGGACCUGGGCAGGCAAGGUCCGCGAGCUCUCCUACAACAUGGAGGACGCCGUGGAUGCCUACAUGGUCCGUGUCUACGAUGGUGGCCAUGGUGAACUGGGCCCCAAUAACAUGAAGAAUAGAGUCAAUAAGUUCUUCAAGCGAACCAAGAAGCUGUUCAGCAAGGGCAGGGCUCUCCACCAAAUCUGCGAUGCUGUCCAAGAUGCUCAAGGGCUCGCCAAGGAGCUGGGUGAGCUCCGUCAAAGGUAUGGGCUCGAGGCAUACACGGAUGGUGUGGGGAAUGCCAUUGAUCCUCGCCUCAAGGCUAUGUAUAGAGAUGCCACGGAGCUUGUGGGCAUCGAGGACAUCCGGGCUGAGGUGAUCAAAAAGCUCCUUGAUGGGGAUGGGAUGUCGAAGCAGCUACUCAAGACACUGUCCGUUGUUGGAUUUGGUGGAUUGGGAAAGACAACCCUUGCCAAAGCGAUGUAUGACAAGAUCAGGGCGCAGUUCAGUUGUGGAGUGUUUGUUUCCGUGUCUCGAAAUCCUGACAUCACAAAGAUUUUUAAGAAGAUGCUGUAUGGACUUGACAGUACUAAGUUUUCAAAUAUCAAUGAAGCUGUUAGGGACAACCAACAACUCAUCGAUGAACUGAGAAUAUUUCUUCAGGAUAAGAGGUACUUAAUCGUUAUGUACUUAAUCGUUAUUGAUGACAUAUGGGAUAAAGAAGUAUGGAAAUUUAUCAAGUGUGCUUUCCCUAAGAGUGAUCUCGGUAGUCGAGUAAUAACGACAACACACAUAACCAGUGUCGCUCAAGCAUGUUGCCUAUCUAGUCAUGACAUUAUUCAUAAGACGAAAUCUCUUAAUGAUGAUGACUCCAAAAGGCUCUUCUGCAAAAGAAUAUUCCCUCAAGGAAGUGAAUAUCCUGGUGAAUUGGAGGAAGUAUCUAGAGAAAUUUUGAAGAAAUGUGGUGGAGUACCACUAGCCAUCAUUACUAUAGCUAGUCUUUUAGCCAGUAAUGAUCAAGACUUAAAGCCAAAGUAUCAAUGGGACAACAUACUCAGUUCUAUUGGCCGUGGACUUGCAGACUGUGGUACUGGAAAGGAUAUGCAGAGAAUACUAUCCUUUAGUUACUACAAUCUUCCAUCUCAUCUGAAGCCUUGUUUAUUAUAUCUCAGUAUAUUCCCGGAAGAUUGUGAGAUAGAUAGAGACCGGUUGAUAUGGAAGUGGAUAGAUGAAGGCUUUAUCCAAGGUGGAGAACAGGGAACUAGACUAUUUGAGCUUGGAAAGAGAUACUUCAAUGAGUUGAUAAACAGAAACUUGAUUCAACCUGUAGAUGUUGAUUUUGAAGGUAGGACGAAAGCUUGUCACAUACAUGAUAUGGCCCUUUCAAGCUUCCAAGUUCUGCGUGUACUGGAUCUAGAAGGUUGUAAUAUUGGGAAAAGUAGCGACCAGAUUGAUCUUAGUUUUCUCCAGAAUUUAUUACACCUGAGGUAUCUAGGGCUACGAAAUACACAUGUCCACUUUCUCCCGGUGGAAAUAGGGAAGCUACAAUUUUUGCAAACACUAGACUUGAGAACAGGUGGAUCUAUGGAGGCUGGAAACCACAAUAGCCCAGUACACUCCUGUGGAAAGGAUCUAUGCCCAGGCUUGAAUCUCUUCAAUUCCGUGCCCGAGCGUCGCAUCGCCGGUGGUGACUUGGACGUCUACAUGGGACACCUCCCCUCUCUCGAGGAAGUCCAGGUUUCUCUUUGGUCCGAGGAAAACUGCUUGCAAGUAGUGCGAAAAGCAGCUGAUAGGCUGGAGCUCACAUUGGACGCCCAUCCCAACUGUCCCACCCUUUUCUGGUAUCAGUAUUCUUUUCAACCCAAGGAUCUCGAAGAAGAAGAACAAGAAGAAGAAGAGGGGCUUGCAGCAGUGGGCACCGUGAACGAUUGA